UUACACAUUUACGAUUUACACUCGAACGUGGCGUUAUUACUUAUUAGUUAAUAGUGUAUACUCUAUACUCUUAAGUAAAUGGUGUAGGAUUGUGAUCUUUUUAUUUUUUACUUACAACAAGUACACUGUAUAAGUAUUUAGUAUAUGUAAUAUUUAUAAUUUUCUUCAAUAAAGCAAUUGUUUAAUGUUGACAUUAAACAAUUGUUUUAUGAAUACUGAUUUGUUUUUUGCAUAAUCAUGUUGUGGUAGCCAUUGAUAAUUAGUUAAUGUUAUAAAAAAAUUAAAAUAAACUCGUUAAGUAUGUCGUCUUCCGGAGAUUUUGGUAAUCCUCUUAGGAAGUUCAAAUUGGUGUUUUUGGGCGAACAAAGUGUUGGUAAAACGUCACUCAUCACAAGAUUUAUGUAUGAUAGUUUUGAUAAUACUUACCAGGCCACCAUUGGUAUUGAUUUUUUGUCUAAAACUAUGUAUCUUGAAGAUAGAACUGUAAGAUUACAACUGUGGGAUACAGCAGGACAAGAAAGAUUCAGAAGUCUUAUUCCUUCCUAUAUAAGAGAUUCUACUGUUGCUGUUGUUGUAUAUGAUAUAACAAAUGCUAACUCUUUUCACCAAACAUCAAAAUGGAUAGAUGAUGUUCGAACUGAACGUGGUAGUGAUGUGAUAAUAAUGCUAGUUGGUAACAAAACUGAUUUAACGGAUAAACGACAAGUAUUAGCUGAAGAUGGUGAACAUAAGGCAAAAGAGUUAAAUGUCAUGUUUAUUGAAACUAGUGCUAAAGCUGGUUACAAUGUUAAACAAUUAUUUAGAAGAGUGGCAGCAGCAUUACCUGGUAUGGAUGUAGCUGAGAAUCGACCACCUGAAGACAUGCAAGAAGUCGUGCUUAAAGAUACACCAAAUGAUGCAGCAAAUCCAGAGAAGAGUUGUGCAUGCUAAUAUAUAAUUUUAUAAUUAAACAUAAAUAAUUUAAAUCCAUCCAAUUUUUUAUUACAUAUAAUAAAGUCUAAAACUUUAAAGACUAACUAUUUUUUUUUUUUACAUUAAUGAAAUAAUUCUGGUCUUGGAUCAUGAUUUAAUAUACAUAUUUAUAUAAAUAUUAGAUAAGUAGUACCAGCAAUUAAUUUAAAUAAUACAUUUAAUUAUAAUUAAUAAUUAUAGUAUAAUAAAUUAAUAACAAUUGAAAGAUAUUAUUUCCACAUCGUUGAACAUUCCCAAAGCUUUAAAUAAAUGCUAUAUUAUUAUUGUUUUGUAAACAAUUAUUUUAAUUUAUUUCACCGUUAUAAUUUUUAACUAAUAGUAGUGUGGUUAAUGUAAUUGUAAAUAUAUUUUAUAAUUUUGAAC
Molecule: messenger RNA, 1335 nt
Organism: Aphis gossypii (cotton aphid)
Lineage: Eukaryota; Metazoa; Arthropoda; Insecta; Hemiptera; Aphididae
Product: ras-related protein Rab6
Exons: 7
Coding region: 301-930 (209 amino acids)
Molecular function (GO): GTP binding; GTPase activity
Source: RefSeq, a predicted model, not a curated record